AUGGUCUGGCAACCAGAACCGCUGCCUUUCUCCAGCAACUCGCUUCCUGAAUCUCCAUUACCGAGCAAGGAUGAAAUUCGUGCUUGCACGAAUAUUCUGUUUGAGCGCGUAUACAAAGUAGCCGCAAUAAAUGACGAGAUCGUGGUGAAGUUUGGUCGCGGGGUCAAAGAAUACGAGGGCCAGGUACUGAUAUUUCUCGAGCGCCAUGUCCCGACAAUUCCAGCACCUCGACUGUACGCUAUGUACAAGGACACCGAGACGCAUGAAACAUUUCUUGUCAUGCAGCGCAUCCCCGGUAAGCAGCUAGACGCAAUUUGGCCAUCAUUGGCCGAGGAUGAAAAAGACGAUAUCACCGAUAAACUCUGUCAAAUAUUCAAUACUCUCCGAGGCGGUUUGCCGAGAUCCUUAGGGCCCUACAUUGGGGAAGCAAACUUCGUUGCGGGCAUGGUUGGGAAUUACCGCGCGCACAUUGAGCGGAAUGGGAGGCCGGACUACAAGGUCCGGUACUACGAAGAAUAUCUCCCGAGUCUCCUCAAGGGGCAUCGGCCGACAUUAACGCAUGGAGACGUUCAACAGAAAAACAUCAUGGUCGCAGCAAACAAGAACGGUCAUAAUGCGCAGGGAGGACGGUCGUUUGAUGUGGUGCUGAUAGACUGGGCGGGAGCUGGUUGGUAUCCUCAAUACUGGGAAUUUUUUGUUGCAUCCUCCCCGAUUGCGUUCAUGUACUGGGAUAGUGACUGGUGCCUCAAAAUCCAACAAUUUCUUGAGGUCUGGCCGGCGGAGCAGGCUGUGAUGCGGAUGGUGGACAGGGAUGCUGGUCUGUGA
Penicillium oxalicum is the source of this 825-nucleotide messenger RNA. RefSeq lists its product as uncharacterized. NCBI's taxonomy places the organism in Eukaryota, Fungi, Ascomycota, Eurotiomycetes, Eurotiales, Aspergillaceae. The transcript has 2 exons. The coding region runs from base 1 to 825 and encodes 274 amino acids. The record is from RefSeq and is a predicted model, not a curated record.